GGCACGCCAAAGCCUCACCACGAUCCCGCAUCUGACAGCAUCAUGCACAACGUCGACAUUCUCUCGCAAUACCCCAGCGCCCUACUGCUGUUGUUUUUCAUACACUUUUUUGCUCGUUGACCCUCUCAUAUCCGCGAUCCUGGUGCAUCAAGUGCUGCUGUAAUUAGGAACGCGUAGACGACGCUCACCAUGUCUGAUUCUGUGGAUAGAGUCUUUAGCCAUGCGCUCAACACAGUCAACAAGAUCCGUACUGGAUCAACAAAACCGCCUUCAGCGACACGAUUACGAUUGUAUGGCCUUUACAAGCAAGCGAUGGAGGGUGAUGUCGACGGUAUCAUGGACCGCCCCUUAGGCACCACUGAGCAGGACCAACGGGCACGGGAGAAAUGGGAUGCUUGGAAACAGCAAAACAGACUCUCGCGCACAGAAGCCAAACGCCGCUAUAUCACUACCCUCAUCGACACCAUGCACAAAUACGCCUCGUCCUCUGCCGACUCCCGCGAACUCGUCGCCGAACUGGAAUUUGUCUGGGACCAGGUCAAAUCCAACGUGCCUUCCUCAUCGUCCUCCUCGCCCAUGCAGACAAUGAGCCAAAUGGGCCUCCAAUAUCCACCACCCUACUCACAACUAAGCCAAAGCCAGAGAAGAGACGACGACGAAGAGGAAGAAGACGAGGAGGAGGAAGAGGAAGAAGAGGAAGAAGAAGAAGAGGAGGAAGAAGAGGAAGAAGAAGAAGAGGAGGAAGAAUAUGAAGACGAUGAGGAUGAACCGCCAUUACAAAUUAAAUCCCCCGUAUCGCAAAGCGAAGAAGACCUUGAAGCCUCCGAAGCCGAGCUCGACCGCCAAGAAUUCGUCGACGCCCCGGACUCGCAACACAAUCCCUUCUCCGACGCGUUUGUGCAAACCAAGAUGAAGCCCACACGGCAAACCCUCGUGCCAUAUACACCCACCCCAGCGCCCCGAAUGCGUUCCGUUAUCCCCCAACCAAUACUCACACCCGCCGCAAACCCCCCACCAUCUCCAAUACCCCACGACAACGCCCCCGGCGACCCGAAAUGGCGCAAGCGCGUCGAAUCCGCCCUCAUGAAGAUGACAGCCGAAGUCGCCGCCCUGCGUGAGCAACUCGAGGCCCGCCGCCUGUUCACACACUCGCCGCACUACAGGUUGUUCCGCGCGAUAUGGCGGUUUGCGUGGGCGGGGCUGAAACAUGUCGCUGUGGAUGUAUUCAUACUGGGCAUCGUGCUCUUGUGGAUGAGGCGGAGGAAGGAUCGGAGGUUGGAGGGCGCGGUUAGAGUUUUGCUUGGGGAUGCUGUAGCGCAGGUGCAGCGGGUGAAGUUGCCGGGGAUUGGAGGAGGGAAGAAGGUUGGGCCCACAUCGUGACAGUGGGAGGAGAGAGGAAUGUAAAUAGAUGGUAGAGUCGCAGACGUGGGGGUUCAGGCUUGGUAUGAGAUAUGAUUGGUAUAGAAGAUGCAUUUACCAGUACUUAUCACCAAGACAACACUUC
Messenger RNA from Dothidotthia symphoricarpi CBS 119687, 1504 nucleotides. RefSeq lists its product as uncharacterized. Gene Ontology annotation, biological process: fatty acid metabolic process. Gene Ontology annotation, molecular function: fatty-acyl-CoA binding. The record is from RefSeq and is a predicted model, not a curated record. Lineage: Eukaryota; Fungi; Ascomycota; Dothideomycetes; Pleosporales; Dothidotthiaceae. The transcript has 4 exons. The coding region runs from base 190 to 1380 and encodes 396 amino acids.